Molecule: messenger RNA, 4057 nt
Organism: Osmia lignaria (orchard mason bee)
Lineage: Eukaryota; Metazoa; Arthropoda; Insecta; Hymenoptera; Megachilidae
Gene: Nup154
Product: nuclear pore complex protein Nup154
Biological process (GO): protein localization to nuclear inner membrane; protein import into nucleus; RNA export from nucleus
Cellular component (GO): nuclear pore; nuclear pore inner ring
Molecular function (GO): protein binding; structural constituent of nuclear pore
Source: RefSeq, a predicted model, not a curated record
AGGUUAACUGAAAACUUGCCUGUAUGGCGCGAGCGGCACAAACCUCGUGAACCUAAUGGUGUUAUUAAUAAUAUAGAAAUAGUUAAAUAAAAGUUACAGACAAAAAUGACUCUCACAGAAAUGGAACCGCUUAAAAUACAUUUGGAUGCCUUAGAAAUGGCAGGAAAAGUAGUUGAUACACAUAUUACUGCAGAUAGCAACUUUCCCUCUUUAAUUAAUCUCAUGCGAUAUAAUGUGCAAGGUGGACCAACAGUUAGUGGUCUUGAUGAUCAUGACUAUCCUAGUUCAAAUGGGAUGUCAGUAUGUUUGUCAAACAUAAACCAAAUGAAAUUUCACAGCAAAAUUUCUUUACCAUCUGAAAUAAUGGAACAUUUUCGUCAUAUGCAAUGCCAUUGUAUGAUGGGUCUUUUCACAGAAAUUUCAAAAGCAUGGCUUACAAUUGAUAGCGAUAUAUAUGUUUGGUCAUAUGAAAAUGAAUCUGAUGUUGCAUAUUUUGAUGGAUUAAAUGAAACUAUUAUAAGUGUAGGUUUAGUAAAACCCAAACCUGGGGUAUUCCAAUCUUAUGUAAAAUACUUAUUAAUUCUUACAACUACAGUGGAAAUAACCAUCCUUGGUGUUACACUAACAGAAAAUAAUGAAGGUACUCCACCAGAGAUGCAACUAGUUCCAGAACCAAUUUUUACAGUUACCACAGAUGGUAUUGGUAUUACAACAAUAGCAAAUACCAGUAGUGGAAGAAUUUUUCUAGGGGGUAGAAAUGGUUCUCUUUAUGAAAUAUACUAUCAGGCAGAAAGUAGUUGGUUUGGAAAACGUUGUAAAAAGAUAAAUCAUUCAGAAGGUCCGUUAUCGUUUUUAGUUCCAUCAUUUGUCACUAUUGCUUUGUCAGAAGAGGAAGCAAUAAUACAAAUUUCGGUCGAUGAUACCCGUUACAUUUUAUACACUCUUGGUGAUAAGGGAACAAUCACAGUUUGGGAUAUUGAUAAUGAUGGUGCAUCCAAAGUUGCAUCCUUAUCACAAGCUUCUUUGGUACAAAAUGCUGUUCAUGUUGUUAAAACUCUGGAUAGUAAUAAUUUCCGACCAUUGGUGAGCAUAUCUGCUAUUACAGAAUCAGAAUCAGUACAUUUAAACUUAGUUGUAGUUGCAGCUACUGGAACACGUUUCUACUUCAGUUGUACUUCAGUUGUUAAUCCGACUACUAGACCUCAAGGUCUCCAAUUAAUACAUGUUAGACUACCACCAGGUUAUGCCGCUAAUGCUACAGUAAUGAGGCCAAGAAAAGUACAAAUGGCACAUUAUAGAAAAGGAACUUUAAUUCUUGUUUGUGGCGGAGAUACAGAGACAGCUUUAUGUUUAAGUAAUGAUGCUUAUCCGUUUACGAAUUACUUAGCUGAAACUCAGUGUCCUUUAUCACUCGAUAGCCCAGUAUGGGCAAUGGCAGAAAUUCUUGUAGAGCCAGCUAUACGUAUUGAAAAACAAAGCACUUCUCAAGGAGAGCCACCUCUUAUUGUAAGACAACAUAUGGAGGCACCACGGAAGUUUAUAUUUUUAACAUCUCAGGGCGCCAUAAUUUAUGUACAAGUUCGUCCGAUGGAUAUCUUGAAAGAGCUUCUUUUAAAACAGCGCGGACCCGAUACCGAAGCGGUUCGGGCAUAUUUUCAAUUACAAUCGUUGGAACAAGCAUGUGCAACAUGCCUUAUUUUAGCUACGCUUGAAAGCUCUCAAAAUGCGGAGUUGGCAGAGUGGGCAACAAGAGCAUUCUUUUUAUAUGGCAGUCAACUAUCAACAAGCAUGGGACCCGCAAUUGAUUUACAUAAUAUGAACACAGGUGAUAUUCGCACGUCGACACCAAGAGUUCCAAACUAUGAUUUAAGACAUCAAGGAUUCCGACCUCACGCACCACUCGGAUUUAAUACAGAAAUUCCUUUACAACAGUUCUCAGCAAAGCACAAUGGCUUGUAUUUGUACGUGGGAAGAAUACUUCGGCCCAUAUGGAACAUGCGAUGCAUUAAGCAAGAAAUUAUAAAUAAUAAAACUCAGAUUUCUAGUACAAUUACAACAAGGCAAGUUAGUUGGAUUUUAGGUCUUCUUCAGGCAUUAAGAUCAUUUCUUAAUAAGAAUACCCAUAUUACUAAACAGCAUAGCACAACUAGAAACAUUCCUGAUGGAUUUGAAACAACUAUAGCUAGUCAUUAUCAAGAACCAAUAGUUGAAGAAAGAAAUUCCUUAGCGGCAUUAAAAAUUUUUAUUACCCAUGCCUGCGAAGUUCUAGAACUUUGGAAAAUUUUGUGUGAAAAUAAUUUGAAUAACAUUGUAAACUGUUUGUCGAAGGAUCAAAUUAAUCAAUUUUCUACAGCUACGUUCCGAGAUUUGAUCUUAAUUGGUCAUGAAAUUUCGUCGUUACUGAUCAUUCAUCUCAUAGAUAGUUAUCUUGGAGAUAAUGCUUCCGUUGAUAUCGUUAGUCAAAGGUUAAGAGAAGUUUGCCCAAAUUUAUAUAGAAGCGAAGACGCUGUUUGUUCUAAGGCUAAUGAAAUUAUCUUAAAAGCAAAAAGUUGUACAAACCCAGAGGAAAAGGAAUGUUAUUUACAGUCUGCUUUGAAGCUUUGCAAAGAAGUUGCCCCCAGAUUGAACUUAAGCGCAGUUUGCCAACAAUUUGUUGCUUGUCAGUUUUAUUCGGGUGUAUUGGAAUUAUGUCUGUGUUGUGCAGAAAGAAUGGAUCCCAACAAUGCCGCGUUACAUUAUUAUAAAAAUAACGAACCAAUUGAAGAUCAAGAAGGACGAUUUGCUUACAUAAAAAGAUUCGAAAUUUAUAAAGAAUUCAUUGCACUAUUGGAUCAUCUUUAUAAUCAAAGUAUUUCAAAUCCGUUAACUCCAACUAUACCUAGCAGACCUGGACCUCCUACACAAAAUUCUUUAACUGCACCUGUUACUCCAGCAAAAGAAACGUUACUCCAAAUGAUAAAUGAUGCAUUACAUUCCCCUUGUGAGAUUCUUCACGCUUCGGUAUACGAGUGGAUGAUUAAAAGAGGGCUUCACGGAGAACUUGUUGCUUUUGCAGCACCUUCUUUAGAAGCGUACCUUACACGUUUCAAUGCGCCAGAUUUACUUUGGCAAUUUUAUGAGAAAAAUAAAAAUCAUGCCGCCGCUGCCAAGAUCUUGGAUUCUUUGGCUACUAAAGAAUCAAAUAUACCAUUGUCUCAGAGGGUUGAAUACUUAGCUCGGGCAGUAGUUUGUAUGCGAAGCGAUCAAGCCGGUUACGCUCCAUAUCUUGGUAUUUUUCUACGUGAAUUGGAAGAUAAAGUUGAAGUAGCUAGAAUACAACAACAGAUAUUAGAUACAAUUAAUAAUCAGGGCCUGAGUGAUAGACUUAGCGAAGAAGCGCAUAGAGCGUUAAAGUUUUCAUUACUCGAUAUAACAAAGUUGUACGAAAAAUAUGCGGAUCCUCUUCAAUUAUGGGAAUGCAAAUUAGCUAUAAUUCAUUGUUCCGGUCAUCAAGAUGCAAUGUUAAUCCAAGAAAUUUGGACUAAUAUUAUAAAUAAUGAAUUAAAAGCAUGUUCCGCGUCUAGCCCAGAAGACAAAAUGGCUAUUUUAAUGAGUAAAAUUAUAUCCCUUGGACAAGAAUAUUCUGCAUCACCACAUUGUUUCCCAGUUGACUUUUUAAUAAAACAGCUAGAAAUAAAAGCAUGUAAUUUGAAUGUAUUAAAUACUGGAAUUAUAUCUGGAUUUCUGCAGUUAGGAGUUUCAAUGGAGGAUCUUUUAGAUAUUUAUAAAAUGAUUGGUAAAGAUACUCGAACUUGGUUGAACGAAGGCAAUGAAUUUCAUCUUAUAGAAUCGACGGCGAAUUUGGUUAAUUAUUUUAUAUCUCAUUCUAACAUUACCAAUAAUUUAAUCAGACGAAAAAUAAUAACAAAAUGUCAAGAUGUGAUUUCAAAGUGUUUAACCACUCUAUAUAGCAAACCUCAUGGACAAGAACUAAUAACAAAACUUAGGUCAAUUCAAAGCGUUCUAAAUCGUAUGUAAAAAAAAAAGUGUUUUUAUAAAGAAAUAACAUUUUAUAAAA